AUGGACAAGCAGAGCGCCUCGGGCGAGAUACCCGCCAUGCGCUGGGAGCCAUACCAUCGACGGGAUCCCAGAAACGCCAAGGAGCUCAGCAAGACGACCUCGCGUGGUUACUUCCUGGACCAUCUCGAGGACUUUGACAGUCAGUUCUUCGGUAUCUCGCCCAAGGAGGCGGAGCAGAUGGAUCCCCAACAGAGAAUCUCCCUUGAGGUGGCCUGGGAGGCACUUGAGGAUGCUGGCAUUCCCGCGAAAGGCCUGUCGGGGAGCGACACUGCUGUCUUCUGGGGCGUCAACUCAGAUGACUACUCCAAGCUGGUCUUGGAGGAUCUGCCUAACAUCGAAGCGUGGAUGGGCAUUGGGACCGCGUACUGCGGUAUACCCAACCGAAUCUCCUAUCACUUGAACCUCAUGGGUCCUAGUACGGCGGUCGACGCUGCCUGUGCUUCGUCCCUCGUCGCCAUCCAUCACGGUGUCCAGGCCAUCCAGCUCGGCGAGUCCAAGAUUGCCAUUGUUGGCGGAGUCAACGCUCUCUGCGGUCCGGGUCUGACCAGAGUGUUGGACAAGGCCGGCGCAAUCUCCUCCGAAGGCUUCUGCCGGUCCUUUGACGACGAGGCAAAGGGGUAUGGCCGGGGUGAGGGCGCCGCCGCCAUCAUCCUGAAGAACCUCUCCCGCGCCAUUAACGACAAAGAUCGCAUCCUCGCUGUCAUCAAGGGCAGUGCCGUCGCGCAAGACGGCAAGACGAAUGGCAUCAUGGCCCCGAACGCGAAAGCUCAGCAGCUGGUGGCCCAGAAUGCUCUAGCAGUCGGCAACAUCGAUCCUCUCACCGUCCGAUACGUAGAGGCUCACGCCACCUCAACUCCGCUGGGCGACCCAACGGAGAUCUCUGCUAUUGCCGCAGUAUAUGGCGUUGGACGGGAUUCUCAAGACCCUUGCUUCAUCGGGUCCAUCAAGCCCAACAUCGGCCACCUGGAAGCCGGCGCAGGAGCCAUGGGUUUUAUCAAGGCGACCCUGGCUAUCCGCAAGGGUAUCUUGCCUCCCCAGGCGAAUCUGAACAAGCUUAACAGCCGCAUCGACUGGGAUAAGGCAGGAGUCAAGGUUGUUCAGGAGGCGACCAAGUGGCCCGAGACGGACACCAUUCGUCGCGCGAGUAUCUGUUCGUACGGAUACGGUGGCACCGUCUCCCACGCGGUCAUUGAGCAAUUCCUCCCCCUGUCCGGACUAGAGUCUUUGCAAACACAGUCCCCAGAUGGCCCGGGUGUCCUACUUCUGUCUGGCCCCCAGCAGAAGCGCCUGUCUGUUCAAGCAGAGACCCUACGGAAAUGGAUUGCCCAGGACGGACGCAACCACGACUUGUCCAGCGUCCUGACCACGUUAGCCACCCGAAGAGACCAUCACGACUAUCGCGCCGCUAUGGUGGUAGAGAGCCACGACGACGCAGAAACAGCCCUGGAGGCCCUGGCCAAGGGAGCCGAUCAUCCUCUUGUCGCACAGGGUCGUGUGCUCGGCACUGACAUCCGGAAGGACGUGGUUUGGGUGUUCUCCGGCCACGGCGCGCAGUGGACUGAUAUGGGCAAGGAGCUACUCAACAACCCCGUCUUCUACCGCGCCAUCCAGCCACUCGACGAGCUGGUCCAAGCCGAAAUUGGCCUGUCGCCCAUAGAGAUGCUCCUGACGGGCGAUUUCGAUUCCUCGGAUCGCGUCCAGAUCCUCACGUACAUCAUGCAGAUUGGUAUCAGCGCUGUCCUGAAGAGCAACGGGGUCUUCCCCCAGGCUAUCAUUGGACACUCUGUCGGAGAGAUCGCUGCCAGUGUCGUGGCAGGAGCUCUGACGCCGGCGGAGGGUGCGCUGAUUGUAACCCGCCGAGCGGCGCUGUAUCGUCGCGUCAUGGGCCAGGGCGGCAUGAUCCUCGUCAACCUCCCUGCUAGUCAGGUCGAGCAGGAAUUGGGCCAGCGGGAGGACCUGGUCGUGGCUAUUGAGUCGUCCCCGUCUUCCUGUGUGGUCGCUGGAGAUAGAGAUGUCGUGGCCCAGGCCGCAGAAAGCUUCAAAGAGCGCGGCGUCAAGACUUUCACCGUCAAAACCGACAUUGCGUUCCACAGUCCCACAUUAAAUGGAUUGAUCGAUCCGAUGCUCGAAGCGCUCGCGGAGGAUCUGGCGCCCAGCACACCCACUGUCCGUCUGUUCUCUACCUCACUUGUCGAUCCCCGCGGCCAAGACCUGCGCGAUAUUCACUACUGGACCAACAACAUGGUGAACCGCGUCCGUCUUACUUCUGCUGUCAACGCCGCGGUCGAAGAGGGAUACCGUAUCUUCCUGGAAGUUUCCAGCCACCCGGUGGUCACUCACUCGAUCAAUGAGACGCUGAUGGAUGGUGGGUUGGAAGACUUCGCUGUCAUCCCUACUUUACUACGCCAGAAGCCGACGGAGAAGCACAUCCUCUACAGCAUUGCACAGCUGCACUGUCGAGGCGCCGAGGUCGACUGGAAGGCUCAACUGCCGGGGCCCUGGGCGGACGGACUGCCCACGACCACCUGGAUGCACAAGCCCAUCUGGCGGAAGAUCGAAAGCGCUCCGCUACAUACGGGCCUCACCCACGACGUCGAGAAGCAUACCCUGCUAGGCCAGCGCAUUGGCAUUGCGGGCACCAAUACAACCGUCUACACGACCCGAUUGGACAACGACACGAAGCCGUUCCCCGGUAGCCAUCCCUUGCACGGAACGGAGAUUGUGCCCGCUGCUGGCCUGAUUAAUACCUUCAUGAAGGGUACUGGCGGACGCAGGCUGCAGAAUGUCGUGCUGCGAGUCCCCGUGGCCAUUAACGCGCCUCGUUCUGUCCAGGUUGUGGUGCAAGAGGACCAAGUUAAGAUCAUGUCCCGUCUGCUUUCAGACACGCCACAGGCCACGGAGGAUGACUCGUCGUGGGCUACCCAUACCACCGCGUACUGGGCGCGGGAUAUCCAAGAGGCUGUGGACCCAAUCGACAUCGCUGCUGUGAAAAAGCGCCUGGGAACCCGAAUCCGGGACGACUUCUCCAUCAACUACCUCGACCAGGUCGGUGUCUCGGCCAUGGGGUUCCCAUGGGCCAUCACGGAGCACUACCACAAGGACAAGGAGAUGAUCGCCCGUGUGGACGUCAACCCGGCCGUGACCGGGGACGCGCCUCUCCCCUGGGACUCGUCCUCGUGGGCACCAAUUCUCGACGCUGCUACCUCCGUUGGCUCGACCGUGUUUGGCACGCCGGCCCUUCGCAUGCCUGCUCAGAUCGACCGCGUGGACAUUUUCACCUCGCAAGAUCCACCCAAGAUCGGCUGGCUGUAUGUUGAGGAUGCCUCGGACGCGGCUCCUACCUCCCAUGUUAGUGUCCUGAACGAGGCUGGCGAGGUCGUUGCGAAGUUCACCGCGAUGCGGUUUUCCGAGAUUGAAGGCACCCCGGGUGUCAGCGGUAGCAUGGAGAGUCUGGUGCACCAGCUGGCCUGGCCCCCGGCUACUCCUGCGGAAGAGCCCCUGUCCAUCGACACAGUCCUUCUGGUUUCGUCGGAUGCCGCAACGAUGCGCCAGUACGCCAACACCAUUCCCAGGGGCGUCAGAUCGUUCGAAUUCUCGAGCGUCCAGGACCUUAUCAGCCAGGACAAGUCAGGUCUGCGACUCGACAAGGGCACUGCGGUUGCUUACAUCCCCGGCGAAGUUCAGUCUCUGGAGGAGAUCCCCGCUGCAUCCGAAUCUUUCACCUGGGAGGUGCUGGAGCUGGUCAAAUACAUCGUCAAGGGCGGUCUCCCUCUGAAGGCGUUCAUCCUGACAUCCAAUGUGGGCAGUGGUGAGACCCCAACUGCACUAGCUCAGGCCCCUCUUUUCGGGCUGGCGCGGAUCAUCGCCAGCGAGCAUCCUGACCUCGGAUGCCUGAUCGAUAGCGAGAAUCCCGUGUUUCCCUUGACGGCCAUGCGAUACAUCCAGGGCGCGGACGUCAUCCGGAUCAACGACGACGUCGCUCGCACAGCACGUCUUCGCAGCCUACCACGCAACAAGCUCCAUCCCGCCAGCCAGCCGCCACGCCUCCUGCCCCGGUCCGAGGGCACAUACCUCAUCACGGGCGGACUCGGCGUCCUCGGUCUUGAAACAGCAGACUUCCUCGUCGAAAAUGGCGCACGCCGGCUCAUCCUGAUCUCCCGCCGCGCCCUCCCGCCGCGCCGCACCUGGGACGCAGCCCCAAGCGACCUCCAACCCACUCUCGCCAAGAUCCGCAACCUCGAGUCCCGCGGCGCGACAGUCCACAUCCUGCCCCUCGACAUCAGCCACCCUGCCGCAGCAACCCAGCUCUCCACUGCCCUCGACACCCUGUCUCUGCCCCCCGUCCUCGGCGUCGUCCACGCCGCCGGCGUCCUCGACAACCAACUGAUCCUCGAAACGACCCGCGACGCCUUCACACGCGUCCUCGCGCCCAAGAUCGCCGGCGCGCUCGCCCUCCACGCCGUCUUCCCCCCGAACACCCUCGACUUCUUCCUCCUCUUCUCCUCCUGCGGCAACCUCUUCGGCUUCCCGGGCCAGGCGUCGUACGGCGCCGGCAACGCCUUCCUGGAUACCCUGGCCACGCACCGCGCGCGGCUCGGCGACGCCGCCGUCGCGGUGCAGUGGACCUCGUGGCGCGGGAUGGGCAUGGGCGCGAGCACCGAGUUCAUCAACGCCGAGCUCGAGUCCAAGGGCAUCACGGACGUCACCCGCGACGAGGCCUUCGGCGCCUGGCUGCAUCUCGCGCGGUAUGACAUCGACCACGGCGUGGUGCUGCGCAGUCUCGCCUUCGACGAGGGCGAGCCUCUCCCCGUCUCCAUCCUGACCGAUAUCGCCGUGCGCCGGGUGGGUGUCGCCGCUGCGGGUGACGUGCCUGGCACCGCUGCUGCUGGCGGCGCGGACGCGAUCCCCUCCUCCGGUCCGGAGCUGAAGGUCUACCUUGAUGAGAAGAUCCGGGGCUGUGUGGCGAAGGUCCUCCAGAUGGGAGCGGAGGAUGUCGACUCCAAGGCGGCGCUGGCGGAUUUGGGGGUUGACUCGGUCAUGACGGUUAGUUUGCGGCGGCAGCUGCAGCAGACGCUCAAGGUGAAGGUGCCGUCGACGUUGACCUGGAGUCAUCCCACGGUCAGCCAUUUGGUGGGCUGGUUUGCUGAGAAGGUUGGGAAGUGA
Aspergillus clavatus NRRL 1 is the source of this 5163-nucleotide messenger RNA. RefSeq names its product type I polyketide synthase. Gene Ontology annotation, biological process: secondary metabolite biosynthetic process; fatty acid biosynthetic process. Bases 1 to 5163 code for a protein of 1720 amino acids. The transcript has a single exon. Gene Ontology annotation, molecular function: phosphopantetheine binding; fatty acid synthase activity; 3-oxoacyl-[acyl-carrier-protein] synthase activity. The record is from RefSeq and is a predicted model, not a curated record. Lineage: Eukaryota; Fungi; Ascomycota; Eurotiomycetes; Eurotiales; Aspergillaceae.